AUGUACCAAGACAGACAAAACUUACCAUCACAUCUAAAAGGUAUAUAUGUUCAUAAGUUCCUAGUUAGUUCAAUAGCAAUGUGGGUUUGGCCCCGUUAUGCAAUCUACAUACUUAUGCUACUUGACGAACUUUGUACAAAGCAGAGAGAAGAUAUGAUGAAAGAAGACAAAAGCAUACAGAAAAGAAUACCACGUUCGGUACCAAAAGGAAAGGAGAAGAGCUAUAAGUAUAUGAUUUACACUGAAGAGUUGGAGAAAGAAGAAGAUAAAGAUAUGGUUAUGUUACAUUUAGUCAGAAGAAACAACAAGAGCUUUUAUGACCUCGCUAAAAUAUAUAAAUCUGACAGAAACUGGUUCUAUCGUGAAAACUUACCGAUUUCAAUGACACCGAAUGAGCAAAUAAAGGAAAUUGUCAAAAAUACUCUUCCUCAAACACACUAUGACAUCAAAGGUUGCACAAUACUUACAUUCAAAGAAGACUUAACAUUACUGAAGGAAAAAAUAACAGAAUAUUUCGACAACUUCAAAGAGGAAGAAUGA
Molecule: messenger RNA, 540 nt
Organism: Trichomonas vaginalis G3
Lineage: Eukaryota; Parabasalia; Trichomonadida; Trichomonadidae
Product: KilA, N-terminal/APSES-type HTH, DNA-binding family
Exons: 1
Coding region: 1-540 (179 amino acids)
Source: RefSeq, a predicted model, not a curated record